AUGACGAGCGCCGACGACUGCUGGACAGAUCACCAACUAAUACGCUCCACGAUGGCUAUCAAGAUUAUACCUCAACGCAGGCUUCAGGGAAGAAAACCAAGGCGCAAAAUGAACACUCAAGCCCUUCAAGAUCCCAUUAAGCGGGAUUGCUUCCAAACGACUCUUAAGGACCAUCUGCUUUCAGAAUUCCCUGAUAACAUCGAGGAACACUGGACCAAGCUAAAAACAUCCAUCAUUGCAGUCUGUGAACAAACUAUUGGAUACCAAACCAGGAAACACCAGGACUGGUUUGAUGAGAAUGACAGUGAGAUUGAACGCAUGAUUGACAAGAAAAGGAAGGCAUUUCAGAUCUCGCAAAGAGAUAGAAACUGUGCCACUAAGAAAAAAACCUAUGCCAACGCUAAGGCUGAGGUUCAAAGAAGAACCAGAGAACUAAAAAACACCUGGUGGAUAAAAAAAGCUCAAGAGAUCCAGCACUUAGCCGACACUCAUGAUGCACAGAGUUUGUUUAAAGCCGCAAAGUCCAUCUAUGGGCCAAUAAAUCAUGGCAUAUGUUCCCUACUUUCAGCAGACGGUAUCAAAUUUCUAAAAUAUAAAUAAGCUAUUGCACUGCGCUGGAAAGAACAUUACCAACAUCUCCUUAACCGCAACUCCCCCGUAGCUGCUGAGGUCCUCUCACAAAUUCCACAAAAACAAGUUAGAGAUGAGCUUGCAGUAUCUCCAAAUCUGGGAGAGUUGUGUACAGCUAUUAACCAAAUGAAAAACAACAAAGCCAGUGGACCUGGCAACUACUCUAUUCCAAACUUAAAAAUGGAAAGCGUAAUGCUGGUGGUCAACGAAAAAGGUUUAAAGACUGUCUCAAGGCAAAUAUAAAAAAAAAAUGUAGUAGAAACACUGACAACUGGGAAACACUGGCCUGUGAGCGCUCCAGUUGGAGAACAGCCUUUACCAAAGGUGUCAUGGGCUUUGAAGACGCUCGAACUCAGGACGAUAGGGAGAAAUGUGCUAAGAGGAAGGCAUGCUUGGCAAACCCUCACUGUGAUCAACUCCCACCCGGAAACCAAUGUACCCACUGUGGAAGGAUGUGUGCAUCCAGAAUUGGCCUCCACAGUCACUUACGAACUCAUUGUUAAAACCGUGUUUAUGGAAGACAAUCUUACUCGGCUACGAGUGAUUGCCAAAGAAGAGAGUAAGAUAAGACCUUUGGAGCAGGCAUUUUUUAAAAAAAAUGUUUUUUUAUGAACUGCCCUACUGAUAUACACAACACUAUCAAACCUAUAGUUAGGUAAAUCCAACUAAGAAGCCCAAAACAUUCUUCUGCAGAAAGAAACUAGAUUUAUUUCCCUGCUCGAUUCUUUGCAUCCCUCAUGUUUAAAUACAGAAAUAGAUUAUAGUUGUUUUUUUAUGAGUCAUCAUUAAUAUCUUGAUAUACAAUGGAUAACCUUAAAAAUCUAUGUUGAAUAUGGUGGUUUCAAAGGGGUCACUUUAAGAUAGGCAUCCCCAACCUUCGGCCCUCCAGAUGUUUUCGACUACAAUUCCCAUCAUCCCUGACCACUAGUCCUGUUAGCUAGGGAUCAUGGGAGUUGUAGGCCAAAACAUCUAGAAGGACAAAAGUUGGGGAUGCCUGCUUUAAGAGGUAAAAAAAUGCCUGCUUUUUAAGAGAGAAACAAACUUUGCUGUAGGUUGCUGCCACCUGUAACUAGAAUUAACGCGGUGUCUCUCUACAAAAUGAAACAUGGGACUACUGGCUGUUUACUGCGGAAUCUGCCAUGUCACUUGUCCCAUGUCUCUGAUACAGAAAAUAUGGUAUGUAGAUCCGUUGUUCAAUAUGUGUGUUAUAUGUUUUAUUUCCUAAUUUGUUAAAAAAAACUACAGGCAGCCCUGUUUAGGGAAGCUUUUAAUGUUUGAUGGACUAUUGCAUUCUAAUAUUUUAUUGGGCGGGGUAGAAAUAAUAAAUUAUUUAUUUAUUUAUUUAUUUAUUUAGAGUAUGCAUGGCUGACAAAGCCCGGCAGGGUGAAACAAGGUAUUAUUCUGGGAAUCCUUGUCUUAAGUUCUUUCAUCUGGUACCUGCAUACAAUAACUUUACUUUGCAAAGGCAUAUGUGAAACAUUACAAAGAACAACUUCAUUUUCUGCAAGUACCACUUCCUAAAGUUGUUGCGUCUGACACUUGUAUUCAUAAAUACAUAUGUGAAACACAAAAAAGCUUCUAUUUGGACAUUACGUAAGUAUAUAAGAACUGAUCUAUUUGUAUUUCCUGUUCAAAAUGUUGGUCUUUAAUUGCUUCUGCUUAAUUUGAUAAUGUGAAAAGAGUUAUGUUUAUAUGAUGUAUAAAGAAUUAUCAUAGUUAAACACAGCCAGGAACUGAUAUACACACGAAUAAAUUUGCUUUAUAUCCCGUUGGGCAGAUGGCCUUCUCGGUAGUGGCACCCGCCCUGUGGAACUCCCUCCCGUUAGAUGUCAAAGGAAUAAACAACUACCUGACAUUUAGAAGACAUCUGAAGGCAGCCCUCUUUAGGGAAGUUUUGAAUGACUGAUGUUUUAAUGUAUUUCUAACCUUCCGUUGGAAGCCGUCUAUUAUGGCUGGGAAAUAAUAAAUUAUUAUUAUUAUUAUCUAGUUCAGAACAAGAGUCCUGUUCCCUCCUGCGAUUUCCAGCAGAUGGUGCUCAGAAACAUUACUGCCUCCAGCCCUGCAUUUUGUUAUUUGUGCAUCCAGACUAAACCAAUUCUGGGCUUCGGCCUUUUAAUGUUUCCUUCAGAGCACUUCGUUGAACUCGCGCAAAAUAAGUUGCUCUCCAUCAAGGUGAAAGCUCCAUUUGCCCAAACCGUGGCUAUGCAUGGUGAGUAAGCGUUGUGUUUUCUGAAGCGUUUCCUCAACCUAAGCGCUCUGGCCAUAAAAAUGAAGUGGCUGGGAGGACGGAUGGAAGGUGGCAUUCUCAUAUUUCCUCCUGUCACUCAACGCUGCUUAAAAAGGGCCUGGGCAUGGAUGAACUAUUAGUCACAAUCACCAAAUAGAGAAAUUCGGCUGCAGUCAACAGCAAGCAAAGAAAGGCAUUGGAACCUCACUUCUGUAUAAUGUUUCAUACUGAAUCGGCAUAUAAAUUCCUUAACGGGGAGGCAGCCCAGCGAAAGGGCCAAGAGCAGGCUUCCUCAGCCUCGACCCUCCAAAUGUUUUUGGCCUGUUUUUGAAGGACCAGCUGCGCAGCCUGGGGGUCAUUUUGGACCCAUGGGGGCACAGGUCCAUUUUGUGUCCAGAGCAGCUCCAUCUGGGACGCAAGUGGAGACCCACCCACUGUCUGGCCAGAGUGGUCAGGAUCCAACCUCAACCCGUUCACCGCCAUCCAUCCUCCAACUGUCCCAAAUGGUCCUUUCCAUAGAGGCCAUAAUACAUGGCCCUUAGUUCUCAAUCCAUAUACAUAACUUCUGAUCCUAUGGGUAACAUAAUAUUAACCUUUUUUUGCUUCUUCUUCUACUUCAGGCUUCCUCAACCUCGGCCCUCCAGAUGUUUUUUGGCCUACAACUCCCAUGAUCCCUAGCUAGCAGGACCAGUGGUCAGGGAUGAUGGGAAUUGAAGUCUCAAAACAUUUGGAGGGCUGAGGUUGAGGAAACCUGUUCUACUUUAUCAGCAAUUUCCCAUUUUAGCCUAAUCUCUUGUCUUGUUUCCUCUCUUCUCUCCUUUUUGGCUUUGCGCGUUCAUUUAUCCCUGAUUUUGCUGCUGUGACUGUGCCUGGGUAUAAGCUACUUUGAAAGGAAGCAGGGCACAUUUGGGAUACCAGCUGUAAUGAUAAUUUGCAGCACCUAAAAUUUGCAAACGCCUCUGAUAUUGAGAAACAAGGAAGCAAGUUGAAUGCCUUGGGACACAGUUUCAGGUAUUAAGAUUGCAAAGAGGUAUAGUUUAUAUAGUUAGUUUAUAUAAUUUAUACAGUUAGUUCAUGGGUAGGCACACUAAGCCCCGGGGGCGGAAUCCGGCCCAGUCGCCUUCUCAAUCUGGCCUGUGGACAGUCCAGGAAUCAGCGUGUUUUGACAUGAGUAGAAUGUGUGCUUUUAUUUAAAAUGCAUCUCUGGGUGAUUUGUGGGGCCUGCCUGGUGUUUUGACAUUAGUAGAAUGUGUGCCCUUUUAUUGAAAAUGCAUCUCUGGGUUAUUUGUGGGGCAUAGGAGUUCGUUCCUUAUUUUUUUCAAAAUCUAGUCUGGCCCCCCGCAAGGUCUGAGGAAUAGUGGAGUGGUCCCCAGCUGAAAAAGUUUGCUGACCCCUGAGUUAGUUUACAUAGGUUACAUUUGUUGGAAGCAGGACUCUCAGAAAGAGUCCCAUUCUGUGAAUAAAACAGUAUUUAAACAGCAUUCAAAAUGCUCUACAAAAGAAAUCAAACCAUAAAUGUUUCAUUUCCCAAUAUAACACAACCGCCUACGGGCACUCACAUUAGCUCAGCAGCGAAGUUGCCUGAACCAUUAUUAUUAUUAUUAUUAUUAUUAUUAUUAUUAUUAUUAUUUAUCAUUUCUGCCCCGUCCAUCUGGCUGGCUCUCCCCAGCCGCUCCAAGCUGCAUCCAACAAAAAAUUUAAAAGACAGCUGUUCAAAACUUUCCGAAAUUAUGCACCCCCACCGAGAGGGCUCAGAUUCCUAAAGGGGCUACUCAGCGUUUUGCACGUUUUCGGAGACUGAAGUAGCUGGGCAGGUAUUUAUAUCCUGUUGGUGGUGCCCUAUUCUUCUCCCCUGAGAUCACCUAAAAUGGUAAGAUGUUUUCUGUGGUAUGACGGCCACCAGUCUGGGGCAAAGGGGUGUGGACAUCUCCUGGUGGCCCCCGCCCCCAUAUUAAUAGCCUCCCUGAACUCUCAAACUGAGACAUGCUCUUUAUCAGCUGAGCUCCUAAAGUAGGGCUGGUUGGGAAUUGGUCCUCGCUGAAGGAUGGCUUAUCACAGGCACGCAGGUAACCCUCCUCUGCGCCCCAAAUAUAUAUAUAUGACUUUUCAUUGCCUUUUGUGCUUUGGGCAAGAGUUCGGGCUGGCUUGCUUGCUCUUUCAACAGGAUUUCGCUGUGCUGGAAAUUCUUCAUUUGAGCUGGAGGGGCUUUCCAGGAAAUAAGGGGACCCUCUGUGCGAUGAUAUUCCUUCCAGGGAAGGUAGGAGUGGGCAGUAGGGCAGUUCAAAAAAACCUCUUUUUUGAAAAUGCCUGCUCCAAAGGUCUUAUCUUGCUACACUAGGGAUUAUAUAACUGUAUCUGAAAUUUCAUGCAUAUCAGUUAAUAUCAUGACCCUCCUCCAUGAAAAUAGCUGUUUACUUGGCCAUUUUCCUAUGCUGUGGAGGCUGAAAUUUCAAUUCAGCGGAGCAGGGUCAAGAUAUUAACCGAUAUACAUGAAAUUUCAGAGAUAGCUAUAUAAUCCCUAGUGUAGUAAGAGAAGACCUUUGGAGCAGGCAUUUUUUUUAAAAAAAGUUUUUUAUGAACUGCCCUAGUAGGCAGAGGUUCUGCUUCUUCCAGUAUACUGGCAUUAGUUCGCCUGUCUUCCCAAGUGAAGUGUCAAAUUUUCGGGAGACCCCGUUAACAAAAUCUUUCGAGGAGUUGGACGUGGCGUUGAUAAGUAAGUAUAAGAGCUGGUAAAGGGCAAUUAAGCAGGCCUAUCACUAACUUCAAAUGCAGCUCAUGGACUGGGCUCUAAACAACUGCCAGAUCCUUUUUGCAGGAGACAGGACAGAGAGAAGCUUCCGGGACAGCCUUGUCCCUGCUUAGACUCUCCACUAAACUCCUUAGCCGUCAUUCUUUUAAAUUUUGUUGUCGUUUAGUCAUGUCCAACUCUUUGUGACCCCAUGGACCAGAGCACGCCAGGCACUCCUGUCUUCCACUGCCUCCCGCAGUUUGGUCAAACUCAUGUUCGUAGCUUCGAUAACACUGUCCCACCAUCUCGUCCUCUGUCGUCCCCUUCUCCUUGUGCCCUCCAUCUUUCCCAACAUCAGGGUUUUUCCCAGGGAGUCUUCUCUUCUCAUGAGGUGGCCAAAGUCUUGGAGCCUCAGCUUCAGGAUCUGUCCUUCCAGUGAGCACUCAGGGCUGAUUUCCUUCAGAAUGGAGAGGUUUGAUCUUCUUGCAGUCCAUGGGACUCUCAAGAGUCUCCUCCAGCACCAUAAUUCAAAAGCAUCAAUUCUUCAGCGAUCAGCCUUCUUUAUAGUCCAGCUCUCACUUCCAUACAUCACUACUGGGAAAACCAUGACUUUAACUAUACGGACCUUUGUUGGCAAGGUGAUGUCUCUGCUUUUUAAGAUGCUGUCUAGGUUUGUCAUUGCUUUUCUCCCAAGAAGCAGGUGUCUCUUAAUUUCGUGACUGCUGUCACCAUCUGCAGUGAUCAUUUAUAUCAUUUAGGCGUAGACAAAUUAGACUGCUUUACUAAAAACCCAAAGAGUGAAGUUUUGGAUAGACCAUUUGAGUCCAGGCGCUCUUGGGACAAUCUUGCAGCACUAGGGAUAUUAGAUCAGGGGGAUUUGAGUUUAGGCGAAGCCACAAGUUAAAUGUACUGUGCAAGAUCCGUAAUUCUACUGAAGGGAGAUUGGCCUCUAGGUGCAAUGAUGUGUUUGGGACACAGGGUGGUACAGAAAAAAAUUGCCUUAGAAACUUUGCAUGCAGGAAAGCCCCAAGCUAGACCCCUGGAACCACCACUUAAAAACACCUGAAGUCACAUUUGAAUCAAAAACCCCCGAGACCUGCUGCCUUUAUGCGUAUGGAGCUCAGUGGACAAAUAUCCUGACCUGGUACCAAGCGGCUUCCUAGGGUGAUGUUACUGGAUCCAUAUUACAGAUCAGGUAGACUGAGGCAGAGGGCGAGAGAAAGGGUGUUAACUUCUGUUACAGAAAUGACUGGGGGCAUAUCUUUAAAGUUGUUAAAUGUUACAAAUAUUAUGCCUGAAUGUAUCCCUUCGACUUGACAGCUCAGGGAAGAUACCUAGCUUUAAAAAAUCAUAUAAAAUCAACCCCUUUGCCAGUUUCCUCCAUUCCAAAGCUAUUUUGCCCUUGGAAAAAGGACUCUUUCCCCUGCCACCUCUCCAAGUGUGAAGACAUGUAUACACACCUCCUACCCCAGGAAAUGCCCAGAGGUGACAAUUGCAGGGCUCAUUGUUUGCCAAGGGAAGCGAAAUCUCAUCGCCAGACUUGCCUCAGGCUCCAGACAUGCAAAGGAAGUUUUAUUGUACUUUUGGGUGGUGGGUACGUAAGACCUAUUUGUCUGUGCUAAUCUUGUGUAACCCUCCCCUUUCUGACGGUUUUAGUGGUGUAGCAUUGACGUAUAGAUGAUGUUGUGCAAACUGUAUUCUGGGAUACUGUGGGAAAGUUUUAAAAGUUAAUGUCGCCCCAAUGCUCGGGGUUCUUACUGCCGUUUGAACCUGUUGCACAACAAUAAAGGAUCAAAGUCUAACAACCGCUGUUUUGCUCCAAAUUACUUGGCUGGAAUUUCCUUCUUUUACUGACCGCAUGGACCCACGGGGGACUCGCACCCCAACGAGCUGGGCUGUUAAGUAGUCUCUCAACCCAGAAUUUUCUUUAACACGUGCUUGGGUGGGCUCACAGCUUGGCCCCUUGUCUCUAUCUUCCAUAAGCACUUUGGUGCUCAUUCACCCUAGCUGUGCUCCUGUGCUGUAGGACUGGCGUUUGCAGUUCAUGCUUCAAUCCCACUUUGCCUGCUGAUGGACGGAUGGAGGCUGCAGAAAUUGUUUCGCGUCCUUCCAGAGACAUUUGACCCCCCCCCGCAAGCUAUUUGCUUACCAGUUGCCCGCCCUCCCAUUUGUUGAAUGUGUUCUGCAAACCGUUGCCACAACGCAAAAUACCGUAUUUUUCGCCCCAUAGGACGCACCGCCCUAUAGGACGCACCUAGUUUUUUUUGGGGGGGGAAUAAAGAAAAAAAAUAUAUUUCCCCCCCAGGCACGGGGCUGGCGCAGGGGAAGCCCGAGCUGCCCCCGACCCCAGCCCCCAGAAGAGCCUGCUAUCCGCAAGCCUAGGGAGCUGCGCCGGUCUCCCCAGGCUUGCGGACAGCUGUGCGAAGCCCGGGCGCGCUGAGGCUUCCUAAUGCAGGCAGCUCUGUGCAACCCUCCGGAGCUUGGCGCCGGGCUCCGGAGGGUCGCACAGAGCUGCGCGGACCCCGGGAGGGCAGGCAGCUCUGCGCGACCCUCUGGAGCCCAGCGCGGCUUGAUGCCGGGCUCCGGAGGGUUGCGCAGAGUUUCCUGAAGCCUGGAGAGUGAAAGCCUCUCGCUCUCCAGGCUUCAGCGAAAGCCUGUAUUCGCCCCAUAGGACGCACCCACAUUUCCCCUUCAUUUUUGGAGGGGAAAAAGUGCGCCCUAUAGGGCGAAAAAUACGGUACUUGGUAUAUAGCCAGACCAAAUUCCAGGUAAUUGAGUGAAAGGGCAAGCAACUCAGGAAACAAUGGGGUCAUGGGCCUAUAUUUAGAUUGGAGGGAGGGUGGGUGGGAGAGAACAUUGCAGAAACAAGUUAGCCAUGAACACAUUGGUUUUACUUGGCUGUCCCGGACCUUAGAAAGGGGUGCUCUGCGUAGCCCCCCGCUUACUUACUUCUCUUGUUCUGAGCUUGCAGGCCUGAUCCUGUAGCUGUGAGAGCUUCAGACAGGAAUGGCAGUCUGGCAGCCCCUGCUCCAGAUCUGUUCUCUGUCUGGAUCUAACGCUGUUUGAAAUAAAUUAAAAAUUUAAAAAAUUGUCCAGCAGCGCCUUAGAGACCAACUCAGUUUGUUCUGGGUCUAAGCUUUUGUGUGCAGGUGCCCUUCUUCAGAUACAUGGAAACCAAAGUCUGUAUAAGAACUAGUAUGAAAAAAGAGGUCUCCCAGCAUUCUCCCAGGCCCAUAUAAGAACAGCAUAAACAGUUGGGCCUGAUGAGCGUUUACUGUUCCCAACCCUAAUCCUGCGGUAAGCCAUCUAACUAGGUUUUAAUUUGAUCCUGACUUGUUUUCAGGAGGUAAUUUCAUUAUUGUUUGAUUUUAUACCAAUGUUACAUAUUUGGUGUUAGCCGCCCUGAGCCCAGUUUCGUCCGAGGAGGGCGGGAUACAAAUCAAAGUUUAUUAUUUGUUAUUAUUAUUACCAGGCCAUGAUAUAUAGUGGGAGGGUGGGUCAGGGUUUUUCUACGCAGGGUAGUAGAACUCAAUGGGUAUUAUGCAGAUGACCAAAAUUAGCCGGGGGGGGGAAAAUUGUCCAGUAGCACCUUAGAGAACAACUCAGUUUGUUCUGAGUCUAAGCUUCAUGUGCAGGCCCCCUUCUUCAGAUACAUGGAAGCAGAAGUCACUAGACCCUUACAUAUACUAGGAGGGUGGAGUGGGGUAUUUCUCAGAAGGGUAGUAGGAGACGGGUGAUUUUAUGGUUCCAGAACUGAAACCUUCCUCUGCUUGUCCAGGAUUACAGACCUGCACCUCCAUGAUUGACACCUUCUUAAUCCUUGUAUUUAAUGAUAAUAACACUUGGCUGUCAUGUAUUCUUCAGAUACACUGAACCAGAAGUCCCCAGACCCUGAUAUUUAGUGGAAGGAAAAGUCACCAGACCCUGAUAUAUAGAGGGAGGGUAGGGUUUUUCUCCGAAGGGUAGUAGGACUCAGUGGGUUUGGUCAACCUGUGGGCAACUGUGAAUGACUGCAAUUAGUCCUACAGGAAAAAGCAAGGGAUAGUAUGCAGAUGGUUAGCACAUGUAAUGAGACAGGAAUCCAAUAUCUCUAUUCAGACCAGGUCUCUCCAUCAUUUUCAGUUGAGUAAUAAGUUGCAAUUCAGCCACUUCUCCUUCAAGUCUAUUUCUGAAAUUCUUUUGUCAUAAGAUAGCUGCUUGGAGAUCCUGUAUUGAAUGUCCUGGGAGACGGAAGCUUUCUCCUCCUGGCUUCUCUGUCUUGUGAUUCCCGAUGUCGGAUUGAUGCCCAUUUAUCCUCUGGUGCUGGGUUUGGCCUGUUGGUCCAAUAUACAGAGCCAAAGGGCACUGCUGGCAUUUGAUGGCAUACACCAGGCAUGGCCCAAGUCCGUCUCAGGGGCCUAAUCUGGCCCACAAGUCAGUUUAAUUUGGCUCCUGUGGAAGUUUAUUUCCUAAAAAUCCUAAAAAAACUCAACAACUUUGGUCGGCCCUUUGAUCACAGCCCUUCACUUCAUCAAAUCUGGCCCUCUUUGAAAAAAGUUUGGACACCACUGGCUACACCAUGGGUAGGCAAACAAAGGCCCAGGGGCCAGAUCCAGUCCAAUUGCCUUCUCAGUCCGGCCUGCGAAUGGUCCAGGAAUCAGCGUGCUUUGACAUGAGUAGAAUGUGUCCUUUUAUUUAAAAUGCAUCUCUGGGUUAUUUGUGGGGCAUAGGAAUUCGUUCAUUUCCCCCCCCCAAAAAAAACCACUAGUCCGGCCCCCCACAAGGUCUGAGGGACAGUGGACCGGCCCCCUGCGAAAAAAAAUUGCUGACCCCUGGCCAUAUACAGUGUUUGAAGAUGAGCCAUGAAAUAGGCCUGAGAUGAUGAUGAUGAUGAUGAUGAUGAUGAUGAUGAUGAUGAUAAUUUAUUUAUACUCCGCCCAUCUGGCUGGGUUUCCCCAGCCACUCUGGGCGGCUUCCAACAAAAGAUUAAAAUACAAUAGUCCAUCAAACAUUAAAAGCUUCCCUAAACAUUAAAAGCCUUCAGAUGUCUUCUAAAAGUCUGGUAGUUGUUUUUCUCUUUGACAUCUGGUGGGAGGGCGUUCCACGGGGUGGGCGCCACUACCGAGAAAGCCCUCUGCCUGGUUCCCUGUAACUUGGCUUCUUGCAGUGAGGGAACCACCAGAAGGCCCUUGGCGCUGGACCUCAGUGUCCAGGUAGAACAAUGGAUGGAGAUGCUCCUUCAGGUAUGGGAUGUUUGGUGUUGUUGGGUCCAGCAAUGGUGCAAUCCAGGCGUGUGUGGGCAGCAAAGUUGGCACCUGGGUUUAUUGUAGGCUCUGGUACCCGUGUCCAUGUUAAGUCUGUAUGAUUGUGGGUAAGGAGUUGUUUAAGAUUGGGCGGCUGACAGUAGGCGAGGAAAGGUCUUCCUCCCAAAGCUUGGGAAAGGGAACUGUCGCCGUCUAGGAGAGGUUGCAAAUCUCUGAUGAGGCAUUGAACUAUUUUAACUUGGGAGCUGGAUGUGAUCGCUAGUAGAGUUCUGUUGUUUUCUCUUUGGGGUGUUUUCUCGCAGCAUGCUCUCUCUGGGGAUCAGUUUGGUGUUGUAGAUCUGUCAUUGAACUUUGAGUUCCAAAACCCCUGAAUCUAGGAUCUGAUGUUGCUUGAAAGAAGAUCAACAUCCUUUUUAGAACCCAAAACUCCAUGGUGGCUCUCGCUGGUGGAAGCAUUAGCAUUAAAACCUCACAGGAAGAGAGGAAAUUGGCCGACAUACAGAGAAUUAUUAAUAGAGGUGGAGAAAGGGUUGAAGCUGAAAGAAUAUGAGGAACUAAAGACUACAUUGCAAAGUUGGUUACAUCAUAGACAAUUAAACCAACAGUUUAAGGAAGACAAUAAGAAAGGUCUCAGCUACAGAGUGUCAAACUUACCAAAAGAGAUAAUUGAGAGUGAUACGAAAUUACUUUUAAAAAAUGUAUCAUCUCCUGUUAUAUGGGGAAAUGCUGGAUGAAAUGGUAAAGUCAGCACAAAUAAAGUGGGCUCAGGAUUUAGGUCACAAUAUACAACUUGAAGACUGAGAAAAGAUGUGGAAGGUGAAUUUAAAAUUUACAGACUGUAUUUUAUUGAAAGAGAAUUAUAUUAAAAUGAUGUAUAGAUGGUAUAUUACGCCAGAGAAAGUGGCAAAAAAGUAUAAAAAGGGAUCUAAAACCUGUUGGAAAUGUAAAGAAAAAUAUGGUACAUUUUAUCAUAUGUGGUGGGAAUGCAAAAGGGUUAGAAAUUAUUGGGAAAUUAUAUAUAAUGAAUUGAAAAAAAUGUUUAAAAAGACUUUUGUUAAGAAACCAGAAGCAUUCCUCCUAGGAAUUUUAGAUCAAGAUUUAGAAAAAAAAAGGAAAUUGGAAAUGAUUUAUGUCUGCAACAACAGCGGCAAGAAUUAUAUUAGCACAAGCUUGGAAGACAGAAGAAAUACCAACGAAAGAACAAUGGCAAGGGAAACUUAUGGAAUAUGCAGAACUGGCAAAAUUAACAAAUAAAUUACAUGAAAAGGAUAACAAUGACUUUAAAAGAGAAUGAGAACCAUUUACAACAUAUAUGAAGAGACAACAUAAAGAAUUGGACUCACUGGCAGGGUUUGAAUAAACCAACACAAUUGUGUAUAACCAAAAGCAAGACUAUAUGCAUUGGGGAAAUUUUGGGAAACAACACGCAGGGUGAGUAAUAUGGAAAUAAAACAAAAUGGGAGUAUGAGGGAAGUCCAGGUGAGGAGGGGGGGAUAUGGAAAAUUGUUAGAGAAAUAUUGUUAGAGGAUGUAUACAUGAAAACACCAAUAAAAAAUAUUUUUGAAAAAGAAAAACUAAUAAAAAAUAUUUUUGAAAAAGAAAAACUAAUAAAAAAUAUUUUAAGAAAGAAAGAAAGACGAUCAAUGCCCAGAGCAAUUUUAGCCAAGAAUGUGAACUGUUGGGAAAACCCUGGGAGUUUGUCUGUCUCCUGUGUCCUGUCUCUUGAUGGAUGAGGUGGCAGCUGGCCUGAUGAAUGGGAGACAGGUCAAGGUUAACAUAGCUGGAAUGGAAGCAAUGUGUUCCUUAGUGGACUAGGAAGCAAAACGGGCCGUCCCACUCUGCAAAGAGCUGCUGGGACUCACAUCAUGUUAUAUAAAACCCACACCGCUCCUUUUUCCUGUAUGGGGUACCCAAGAGCACAGCAUCUAGAGACCUUAAGUGGGUUCCCUAUCACAGGGGUGGCCAACUCCCAAGAGACUGUGAUCUACUCACAGAGUUAAAAACUGGCAGUGAUCUACCCCCUUUUGGGAGGAGGAAAGCCUGUUUUUGGGGGGGGGUUCAGGUCUAAGUGGGAGACCUUUUUUUAGGGAGGAAAGUUGUUGAGGUUUUUUUUUUUUGAGGAUGGAGAAAAUAAUAGAGGCCAACCAGAGAAUAUUGAGAAGCACAGCAGCUAGGCUAUUGGCUAUUAUGUGUGACCUCCCAUUCUAAAAAGACCAUAAAAUCAAAGAACAUCCAAUUGCCGUAUUUUUUCGUGUAUAACACGCUCCCGUGUAUAAGAUGCCCCCUAUUUGGGGGGACUCAAAUUUAAGAAAACAGGGCCCCUUUUUAAACAUUUUUUUAAGUAAAAAAAAACCCCUAGUCUUAUACAUGGAAAAGUACAGCACCUAGGCAAUGGAUUCUUUGGAUCCUGAACAACCAGGACUUCUUAGAAAGAGACGGAAAAGUCAACGGACAAACAAAACUGUUUGGUUUACAAGGCCGCACAGAGCUGGCCCUGGAACAGCAUAGUUUGGAUAUUUCAAGCCCUUGUUUGGGAGAAGAGAAGGCUUGACUUGAUUCCGACAACCUCCCAGGCCCCGUGCUAGAUCUCAAACACCGUCUUUCAGAACGUGGGGUUUCAAAUAUAUUUUUUCCGUGUCCAAGAGGUCCUCCUGGCUGUUUUUUUUAAAACGUUGGUUUCCUGCUCUCUGCUGUGAUGGUCUCCUUGUCGAGAAUCACCCAGUUAGGUGUUUAUUGAUCCAUGUAACGUUGGGAAAUGUCAAUCACUUCUCCUACCUGGGCAGUUCUCUUUCCACAAGGGCCGAUGUUGAUGCUGAAAUCCAGCACUGCCUGAACUCUGCGAGUGCAGCUUUCUCCCGAUUGAAGGGCAGAGUGUUUGAGAACCGGGACAUUUGAGGAAAAACCCAAAUUUGCUAUGGUACUACCAACCUGACUGUCUGCUUGUGAAACACAGACCACUUAUCAACGCUGUCUCCAACUCCUUGAAAGAUUCCAUCAACGGGGUCUCCAAAAAAUUUGGGAAGACACAGGCAAACUGUACUGGAAGAAGCAAAAAUUGCCAGUGUCGAAGUGACGAUUCUUCAACAUCAACUUCUUGAAUUCUGACAAGACAAAAGUAUUCUGUUGGGGGGACAGUGUGUGUGUGUGUGUGUGUGUGUGUGUGUGUGUGUGACUCCCUGGUCCUGAAUGGGGCAAAUGUGCCCCUGAAGGACCAGCUGCACAGCCUGGGGGUCAUUUUGGACCCAUGGGGGCACAGGUCCAUUCUGUGUCCAGGGCAGCUCCAUCUGGGACACAGGAUGAGACCCCACCUGCCCAGAGCAGUGCAUGCUCUGGUUAUCUCCCGCUUGGACUACUGCAAUGCGCUACGUGGGGCUACCUUGGAAGGUGACCUGGAAACUUAAACUAAUGCAAAAUAUGUUGGAAAAACGCUCUGGGGGAAAUGGCAACCCCCCCCCCCGACCUCUGAGCGUCUCCCAGUAGGCACGUCUCUGGAAUGGCAUGUCCCUUCAUCUCCAUAGUGCCUCUCUGCGACACUUUUCAUCUGAAAAGUGCACACAAGUCUUCUAGCAUCACACAGCAAGAAGAAAGAAACAUCCGUAGAUCUAAACUACAUUUUAUUUAGAUUCUAUACAGACAAUCCAUAAUCACGUCUGUGUUCUCCAAGCUCUGGCAGAACAACAACUGUUGCAUACUGCAAAAGUGAAAGUACAGUUACAAUAACAUGCUCAGACGGAAGAGAUAAGACAGUCUUCCAUUAUCACACUCUUCUCAGACAUCUCAUGUGAUUUAUAUUAAUCACACCAGCAGCAUCGGCUGCAUAAAAAUUCUAACAUAAUGCAGCAGCCAGGCUGGUGACUGGGACCCCCGAGAUGACAUCCACUGGGCCCAAUUCAUAGCAUAUUAAUUUUUUUUACCUUCCUGUAAUAAAAAAAAAGGGGGGGAGGAUUUUAGUCUUCCCAAAAGGAAACCUUCCUCCGCGGAUCAACGUGAAGAGGAUGUCAGCAAGGUUGAAAAUUUUUCUGUAAAAUAAAGGAUUUGACCGGGACCACAUAACACCGGUCCUGAAAGACCUACAUUGGCUCCCUCCCAGGACGUUUCCAAGCACAAUUCAAAGUGUUGCUGCUGACCUUGAAAGCCCUAAACAGCCCAGUAGACCUGAAGGAGCAUCUCCACCCGGAGCAUCUCCACCCGAGGGCCUUCUGGUGGUUCCCUCCCUGUGAGAAGCGAGGUUACAGGGAACCAGGCAGAGGGCCUUCUCGGUAGUGGCGCCCGCCCUGUGGAACGCCCUCCUGUCAGAUGUCAAAGAGAUAAACAACUAUCUGAUGUUUAGAAGACAUCUGAAGGCAGCCCUCUUUAGGAAAGUUUUGAAUGACUGAUUGACUGAUGUUUUAAUGUAUUUUUAACCUUCUGUUGGAAGCUGCCCAGAGUGGUUGGGGAAACCCAGCCAGAUGGGUGGGGUAUAAGUAAUAAAUUAUUAUUAUUAUUAUUAUUAUUAUUAUUAUUAUUAUUGGCUGACCUUUGCUUCCUGUUACACAUUAUGAUAAGAUCUGGACAACUAAAGGUGGACCCAUGUGUGGGAAUGAGUUUUAUUCUUAGGCAGGCAUAGGCAACCUUUGGCCCUCCAGAUGUUUUGGCCUACAACUCCCAUGAUCCCUAGCUAACAGGACCAGUGGUCAGGGAUGAUGGGAAUUGUAGUCCAAAAUAUCUGGAGGGCCAAAGGUUGCUUAUGCUUGUCCCACACCAUGUUCCGAGCUGCAGGUGCUUUUCCCAUUUGCCGUGCACCGACCAUGUGCUUCGCUGUCUCCCUCCCUGCCUCCUUUGCCCUAAAUAAUAACUUCUUCUUCUUCUUCUUCUUCUUCUUCUUCUUCUUCUUCUUAUUCUUAUUAUUAUUAUUAUUAUUACAGGGCCUACCAGCUACACGGUGGGCACCAUGUCAGAGCGCUUUGAUUGCCACUAUUGCCGGGACAACCUGCACGGGAAGAAGUAUGUGCAGAAGGAAGGGCGCCACUGCUGCAUCAAAUGCUUCGAGAAGUUCUGCGCAAACACCUGCACCGAGUGUAAGAAACCCAUCGGGGCCGAUUCCAAGGUGGUUAUUUUAAUAGUUUGCUUGUUUGCUUAAUGCAAGCAUAGGCAAACUUGGCCCUCCAGAAGUUUUGGGACUACAAUUCCCAUCAUCCCACCACUGGUCCUGUUAGCUAGGGAUCAUGGGAGUUGUAAUCCCAAAGCAUCUGGAGGGCCAAGGUUGCCUAUGCCUGGCUUAAUGGAUAUUUCUAUCCCACACUUCCCCACCCCCCCUAAAGAAGUGUGGGGCUGUUUAGGGAGGCGGGAGAGGACCCGCUGUUUAAUACAGGCAUAGGCAAACUCGGCCCUCCAGAUGUUUUGGGAGUACAAUGCCCAUCAUCCCAAGCUAACAGGACCAGCAGUCAGGGAUGAUGGGCAUUCUAGUCCCCAAGCAGCACACAUGAAAAACUGUAAACAAAUCCUUAUUUCCUGAUGAAUAGCCUUUGGAUUCUGGACACAUGGUCAGCAGACCCUGUGCACCUUCCACCGGACAUUCAAUGGAAUGGCUUUCACCCCACCAGCAACCUAACAAAGAACCAAUCUAUGCAAUAAAUACAUUUUCUGUUUUGUUUUGUUUUUAAAUAAUAUUUAUUGAUAAUUUCAAGAUUGCAAGAAGAAUAAAAAAUAACAAACAACACUGUAAUACAAAAAAAAAGUAAAAAGAAAAAGAAGACAAUAAAAAAAGAGAAAAGCACAAAAUGUAAAAAAGAGAAAAAAGAGAAAAAACACAAAUCCCAAAUUGUAUAUCCAUAAUUUCCAUUUGCUUGUUUCAUUGACCUCCUCACACCUCUGUUUUUGUAUUCUAGUUUAGUAAUUAUUUCAGCAAAUUCUUUCCAUCUUUCUCAAUUUUUGUUCUAAAAUUUAUCCUAACAAUUUAACCUAAUAAUUAACUCAACAAAUCCUUACCAUCUUUCCCCAUAUUCUAUUUUUCAGAUUACCUUAAUUUAUUUAACCUUAUCUUACCCCUAAGUGCCUUAAAACUUAAAUCUUAAAUUUCAAAUAUUCAUAACUCCUAAUAUCAUUUCUGCUAGAGUCGUAUAGUUUCAUUCCCACAUUUUCCUAAUUUUCAUUAGCUGAUUCUAAAAUAAAAAGUUUCCAUUAUAAAUUCUCUUCCAAUCAUCAUCCAGCGUCUCUUCUUCCUGGUCUCGGGUCAUGUCAGUCCUUAUUGUCCUUAUUGUCCAUUCCGUCUAGUCCAUCAACCUGGAAGCCUUAUGUCCGAGGCCCUUAAGUCUCUUUCAUGUCCCUUUUGCAAUUCUUCUUCAUCUUGUUUAUGCUUGCCCUUUUCCUUGUCUCUUGUUCUCUGUCUUAAUUUCUUUCCUUUCUCGUUGAGGAGUAGGUCUCUGGGGGAUGCCACCCGAAAAUUGUCUCCAUCACCCUUCAUCCAGCUCACCCAUUCCCCACAGUCCCACUCCCCACAGUCCUCGAUGUAAUCCAAAAUGAAUUUAAAAUCAAAUUUCAGAAUCUCUCCAAAGCUAGAAGUCUCCUCAUCUCCAGACUCCCCUUGGCCCACUCCAGCUUCAAUCUUCAAUAACAGUGGCUUAUGCUCCUGUGGGACCUCGGGUCUCUCCAUUUGUACUAUUUGAGGUGCAGCCGCAUCCUCCUCCAUUGUCAACUGCACUUGCCCAGUCGGUACAGAUUGAUAGGUUGGUUCUUGGAUGAUUUCUGUAUCAGUGUUAUUAACCACAACAGUCAAAUCCAAUUUCUCAAUCAUCAAAUCCAUCUUUUCAUGCAUCUGUUCCAGCAGAGCAUUUGUCUUGCAUAGAGCAAGCAGCCAGUCUUUCUCCCAGCUCAUCUUUGUUCAAGGUCGAAAAAGUCUGUUCCCAUUGAAAAAGGGACACGACAAGGUUGCCCAAUUUCCCCUCUUCUUUUUAUUUCGGUCCUGGAGGUUUUGCUGAAUAUGAUUAGAAGGGACCAGUUGGUUAAAGGUAUACAGGUCGGAAUUAAACAGUACAAAUUGAGAGCAUUUGCAGAUGACUUAGUAUUGACGUUACAGGAGCCAGAAUCUAGUACUAAAAGGGUUUUAGAACUGAUUCAAGAAUUUGGUCAAGUGGCAGGAUUUAAAUUGAAUAAGUCAAAAACCAAGGUUUUAGAGAAAAAAUUUAACACCGAUUGAAAGAGAGAGGUUUCAGAAUGAGACAGGUUUAAGAGUGGUUAAGAAAGUUAAAUAUCUGGGGAUUAACAUGACAGCAAAAAUGGGAACUUAUUUAAAGAUAACUAUGAAAAAUGCUGGUCUGAAGUGAAAAAAGAUCUAGAAAUUUGGUCAAAUUUGAAGCUUUCACUGCUGGGCCGUAUUGCUGCGAUAAAAAUGAAUGUAUUGCCUAGAAUGUUGUUUUUGUUCCAAACUUUGCAGAUUGUGGACAAAAUGGAUUGUUUCAAGAGGUGGCAGAAAGAUAUUUCUAAAUUUGUCUGGCAGGGCAAGAAGCCCAGAAUAAAAUUUAAAAUACUAACAGAUGCAAAGGAAAGAGGUGGAUUUGCCCUGCCAGACCUUAAACUUUAUUAUGAAUCAGCAGCUUUUUGCUGGUUGAAAGAAUGGCUACUCCUUGAAAACACUGACAUUUUGGACUUGGAAGGUUUUAAUAAUGUAUUUGGAUGGCAUGCAUAUCUAUGGUAUGAUAAGGUCAAAGCACAUAAAGCAUUUAGAAACCACAUUGUCAGGAAAGCGCUAUUUAAUGUUUGGUUAAGAUAUAAGGAUUUGUUAGAAAACAAAACCCCAAGGUGGCUGUCACCAAUGGAAGCGAAAGCCUUGAAAAAGCUCAAUAUGGAGGUCAAAUGGCCGAAAUAUUGGGAAAUUUUGGAACAAGACGGAGAUAGAUUGAAAUUGCAGAGUUUUGAAAAACUAAACAACAAAGUGCGAGACUGGCUUCAUUAUUAUCAGAUAAUGGAGGUAUUUAAAUUGGACAGGAAAAUUGGCUUCCAGGUGGAAAGAUCCAAAUUAGAAACAGAAUUGUUAGAACCCAAGACUAAGAACUUGUCAAGAAUGUAUAACUUGCUGCUGAAAUGGAAUACUCAGGAUGAAACGGUAAAAUCGGCUAUGAUUAAAUGGGCACAGGACAUUGGACAUAACAUUAUGUUUGCUGACUGGGAACAGUUAUGGACCACAGGUAUGAAAUUUACGGCAUGUAAUGCCUUAAGAGAGAAUAUUAUGAAAAUGAUAUACAGGUGGUACAUAACCCCAGUCAAGCUUGCGAAAAUCUAUCACUUGCCCGAUAACAAAUGUUGGAAAUGUAAAGAAACUGAAGGUACAUUUUUUCACCUUUGGUGGACGUGCCCAAAGAUUAAGGCUUUCUGGGAAAUGAUAUAUAAUGAAUUAAAAAGGUAUUAAAGUAUACCUUCCUAAGAAACCAGAGGCCUUUCUCCUGGGCAUAGUCGGCCAAAUGGUGUUAAAAAGGAUAGAACUUUCUUUAUGUAUGCAACAACAGCAGCAAGAAUACUCAUCGCAAAGUAUUGGAAAACACAAGAACUUCCCACGCUGGAGGAAUGGCAGAUGAAACUUAUGGACUAUAUGGAAUUGGCGGAAAUGACUGGUAGAAUCCGUGACCAGGGAGAAGAGUUGAUGGAGGAAGAUUGGAAGAAAUUCAAAGACUAUCUUCAGAAACACUGCAAAAUUAAGGAAUGUUAGAGUGAUGUUGGACUGAAAACAAGAGCUUUCCAGCUGUACAGGUUAAAGUUAAUGAUAGACUAAGAUUAAAGAUUAAGAUUAAAGAUGUUUAAAGAAACGGAAAUUUGAUAUUAAGAGGGAAAAUUUUAAUGGUAUAUGAUAUUAAGACCAAGGAUUAGGUUUAAAGAAGUUGAAGUUAUAUAUUUUAAUAUCUUAUCAAAUUAAAGAUUGGGAUUAAAAAAGUGGAAAAGAAACUGCUGGACAAAUAAUUUGGAUUGGAAUACAAAAGAGGGAGGUAUGAGGAAGUCCAGAAAAUAAGCAACUAAAAAACGGAAAUGAAACAGAGAUAUUGUUUUUAAUUGCUAUGUUUCUUGUAUUUUUAUUGUUGAAUCUUGCUUUUGUUUUUUUUUGUUUUUUGUGUUUUUGUUAUAUGUAUUGUGUAUGUUUUUCUUUUAUUUCUUUGUUGUUUAAAACUUUAAUAAAAAUUACUUUAAAAAAAAAAAAAAAGUCUGUUCCCACAGUCUUAAUCUCACAGAUGUUGGGUCUCAAAUAUGCUGCAACAACAAUUUAGCAAGCUCCCUCUAGAGGAGACAAUCUACUUGUAACCAUUUUUUUUUUUUAUAAGACAAAGGAAAGUUACUUUCACUUUUCAAAUAUUUCAGACGUUUUUCAGAUAUUUAGUUUCUUUAAGAUGCAAAAGGCAACAUUAGAAUCAACUUGUUUCUCUUCAUUGGCUAUCUGUCAAAAUGUUACGUUCACCGUCAAUGAACCUCAGCAACAGUUUCUGUCUCUGACACCCCGUUCCCAGGUUAGAGAUGAUGGAAACUUAUCCUUCUUCACUCCCUCUCCUGCUAGAGUUAAACAGUUCAGUGGUUCUAAAUGAAGGAAAUUUAGUCCUUUUUUGACAGCUUCCCGGCUUUAGCUUGCAAAAUUUUUGCUUUAGUCUAUAUACAAAGAAACGGAAGGCGGACUUCCUGUUUACACCUUCCCGCUUCAUUACCAAAUUAAAACAAUUUCUUGAUCCAAUUUUCCAUUUCUACCAUUUCUACUCACGGGUACUUGUUUUAAAUCCAAUUGUCCACAGGAAAAAGUCAGCGCUCUCUGGCAAUGGCUGUGCAGCUUCACUCCGUGAAAGUAGCAGUCAGUUCAUAGCACCGCGCUUCUCACCCCACUUUGCUCCGGAGCCCCCAGAUGGGAUUCCCCAUGAGUAGGGGGGCGCUUCUGGUGCCCUGCCGAACCCCACGUUCCCAGGCUUCCUCCGCCUGGGAUUUCUAGCGGGUCCCCACCUUCGCCGCGGCGGGAAGACCCAGUUUUCACGGAGCCCGUUCCUCCGGUCGGAGGAGCUCCGCCAUUCACCAGUGGCGCUAACCCGGAAGUCCAAUAAAUAAAUACAUUUUCUGGACACUACUAUAAAAAGACAGGAUGGGCACAUAAACACAUUUUUUUUUAUAUUUCUUCUUAACUUGCGCUAGCAAGUCCCUUUGCUGAGCAGAGUGCAUUCCCCUUUUGAAUGCACAGCGGCUGGCUUGAGGCAAGCUUCUCACACAGGAAGGGAUGAUCUACCGGUAGAUCUGUGGCCGAUCCUGGUAGAUCGCCAAAUCCUUAUUGUGUACAAAAAGUUACUGCGGUAGGGGAGAGCUACAAAAAAACUCUGUGCAAUCCUCCCCACAACACAAUCUUGCCUUUAAAUGGGAAACAGUGAAAAUCAUUGGGUGAGGACUUCCGGGGUGGCGCCAUCGGUAAUGGCGGAUUCCCUCUGAUUUGGAGGGAACCGGCUCUACGGAAAUCGGGUCUGUACCGCUAUGGCGCAGUGGGGACCCUUCAAAAAUCACAGGCGGGUGAAGACUGUGACCGUGGGACUCGGCGGGCACCGUUUGCGCCCCCCCAAUUGGCAAAGGAGCCUGGCAACGGGCUCUGGAGCGGAGCGGGGAAGUGGCGCGGUGCUGUGAGUCGUCUGCUUCUUCCGUGGAGCGAAGCCACGCAGCUGUUGCCGGAGAGCGCUGCCUUUUUCCUGGGACAAUUUGGCUGUAAAACAAUGAUCCAUGAGUAGGCUAACUUCGGAAUUAAGGGAACUUUACAAAUUCUAUGAAUAAUUUGGCACCAAAGCGGAGAGGCAUAAACAGGAAGUCUGCCUUCCGUUCUUGUAAAUAGAGUAAAGCAAUGAACUUGAAAGCGGAAGCUUUAAAAGACGCUGGUAAAGGAUUAUAAUUCGAGCAUCAAAACAGUGAUUUCCCCCCCUUGACUGCAGGGGAGGAGGGGGGAGAAGAUUUGAACAUUAUUUCCCUGCAAAAAAGAGAGAAAGAGGAGCUAAAAUCCACUGCUUAAAACCCUGGGAACGGGCUGUCAAGGGACAUUGAUACUGCCGUAUUGGGAAACGCGCUGUCAAAAGACAAUGUAACUUUCUGACAGCUAGCUCUGCAAGAGGGAUACUUUGACUUUGAAAAGUUCCACUGGAUUUGAAACUGUUGCCAUUUGUGGCUAAGGGGGGAUCUUUGAAAGUUGGAUAGUUAUUUUAUUGUUACAAUUUGGAACUGCUACUGUGUCCCCCUAGAGGAACUUUGAAAUUGCUACAACUGGCCAGGGAAUUUUCCACUUUGAAUUGGCUAGACUAAAGGGGAAUUUUCCACCACAAACAAGCAAGUGUGGGACUGACCUUGACUCUUAGAUAAAGUGUUAUGGCAGACUCGAUUCAGGAAAAAACAACAAGAUCUGGCAAAAUUAGACAGCAGCAGCGUAGACCAUCAGUACCCAGCCUUCCGGCCCCACCAGGGGAAGGUUUAGCCCAGGUGGCCUCCAAAGGAAUGGCAGCUGAAGGGGGUUUAUCUUCGGCCUUAGAUAAAAUUUUUGAAUCUUUGGAAAAGUUGAGUAAACAAGUGGCUGAAGCGACAACUAAAAUUGAUCAAAAUACAACAAGCAUUAAUAACUUGGGGCAGAAGGUGAAUUCAAAUACAGAAUCAAUUGAGAAACUGCUGCAGGAAUCUACUUUGAAUCGAAAAACAGCUGAAGAGGCCAAGCAAAAAGCAUUGGCUGUAGAGGAAAAGAUAGAGGAAAAGAUUCCACCGAUAUGCAAGCAGCUGGAGGACCAUAAGUCAUUGCUGUCUAUGAUCGAAUUGAAAGAAAAACAGACAAAUCUAAGGGUCAGGGCUGUACCUGAACUUGAGAAAGAUAACCUGAGUGACUUUCUUACGCAGGAAUUUACUGAUUUUUGGGAUCUAGAACCAGACAAGCCAGAUUUCAAGAUACUAAGUGCCUUCAGACUUGGAAGAGGGGGGAGAAAGGACAGGGUGAGAGACUGUCUGAUUACCCUCUGAUCAAGAGAGGAGAGAGACAGAAUAUUGAGUUUGCACUUCCAGAAGACCUUGGAAAUAAAGGGAUCAAAAGUGGAGAUAUUUAAGGACUUCCCUAAACAUCUCUUGGAUCUCAGGUCUAACUACGGAGACUUGGUGGCCCUGCUAAGAGCAAAUAGAAUCAUCUUUAGGUGGGAAUUCCCUCAAGGCCUAUCCUUCACCUUUAAAGGGGAAAAGUUCAAAAUAAGAUCAGUGGGACAAAAAGAAACAUUUCUGAAAGAUCACGAAGAAGACUUACAAAAAGAAACUGGAAAAGAGCCCAGAGCUUUAAAACCAGGAAUACAGGACAUAGUAUCACUACCUUCGGGAUUGGACAAGCUAGAGAAGGUGAUACCACCAACAGAACAAGAGCAACUACUUGGUGCAGUCGGAGGAAAAGCAAAAUAAAUACAUCAUGUCUCUGCAACUCUUAAGUUGGAAUAUCCAUGGAUUUAAUUCCCCAGAGAAAAGGAAAAAAGUCUUUCAUCUAUUGAAAAAGGAACAAUUGGACUUGAUUUGUUUGCAGGAAACCCAUGUGAUAAGGCUCCACAGGAAAGUACUGAUUAAUAAAAGAUUGGGCCAGGAGUUUAUUUCAUCGGAUAAUGUCAAAAAGAGAGGAGUUGUAAUUUAUGCGAAAGAGAGCCUAUCGCCUAAAUUUAUUUUUAAAGAUGAUCAAGGAAGAUAUGUGGCAAUCGAAAUUCAAACACAAGGAGAAAGAUUUCUGAUAGUAGGAGUAUAUGCUCCAAAUGAGGGGAAAUCUGAAUUUUACAAGAAGUUGCAUGUGACAUUGAUGGACUAUAUGGAUUACAACAUUAUAAUGAUGGGAGACAUGAACGGAGUGGUAUCUACAAAUAUGGACAAGUCUCAGAGACAGGUAGUUACCAAAGAUGGCAGACUACCAAAAACCUUUUUCGAGAUGACUGACAAUAUGGACUUGAUUGACAUUUGGAGAAUAAAGAACCCCCUGGCUAGGGAGGGAACCUUCUUCUCUGAAGCCAAAAUGACAUGGACAAGAAUUGACCAAAUUUGGAUUACUAGAGGACUGGCACCUAAGACUCGAAAAGUGGAAAUUUGCCCUAAAACUUGCUCCGACCAUAAUGCCGUGAAAAUGGAGAUGAAAUUAACACCUACCGGCUCCUUCAGAUGGAGGAUGAAUGACACCUUGUUUAGAGAUCAAGAAAUUACCAAGAAGGCCCAGAAAACCUUGAGAGACUACUUUGAGAUAAAUAUGAACACCACCAUUGAAAAAAGAGUAAUCUGGGAAGCAAGCAAAGCAGUUAUGAGAGGGUUUCUAAUUCAACAGAAUGCAAUAAAGAAGAGAACUCAAAAUGAGAAAAAAGAUAAAAUCUUGGAAAAAAUAAAAGAGGGGGAGAAGAAACUGAGAGCGAAACCCAAAUCACAAGAGAUUCUGUGAGAAAUAAAGUUAUACCAAGUUCAAUAUAUGAAGAUGAUGAAUCAGGAAAUAGAAUGGAAAAUUAAACAGAUGAAACAAAGGACAUUUGAAUCGGCUAAUAAAUGUGGAAAACUGUUAGCAUGGCAAAUGAAAAAAAGACAAAAACUUAACACCAUUACCAACUUGGAAGUGGAAGGAAAGAACAUCCAGAAUCCAGUGGAAAUUAGAAAAUGCUUCCAGAGGUACUUUAAACAACUAUACACACAAGGGCCACAGAAAGAGUGCGACUUAGACAAAUUUUUAAAAACAAAUGGGCUUCAAAAAAUCUCUCAAGAAAAUAAGCUAAUGUUGAACUAUAAAAUAACAGAACAGGAGGUGGAAGGUGCCAUCCAGAACAUGCAGCUGGGCAAAUCUCCAGGGCCAGAUGGUUUAACCUCCAAAUACUAUAGAUCUUUGAAGGACUGGAUAAUUCAACCAUUAAAGGAGGUUUGUAACGAAAUCUUAGAGGGGAAAAAAGCGCCAGAGUCAUGGAAAGAAGCUUAUAUUACACUAAUACCGAAAAAUGAGACUGAAAAGACGCAACUUAAGAACUACCGCCCCAUAUCCCUGCUCAAUGUGGAUUACAAAAUUUUUGCAGAUAUUUUGGCUAAAAGGUUAAAAAAGGUAUUAGUAGAAGAGAUCCAUAAAGACCAAGCUGGCUUUCUCCCAGGCAGACACUUGUCAGACAACACAAGGAAUAUAAUUGACAUUUUGGAGAUGCUGCAAGUAAAUAUUAACACUAAAGCAGUUUUAAUUUUUGUUGAUGCGGAGAAAGCCUUUGAUAAUAUUUCUUGGAGCUUCAUGAAGAAAAAUCUUCAGGGGAUGGGAGUGGGUCAAGGGUUUGAAAAUGGUAUAAGUGCAAUAUACUCAGAACAAAAAGCUAAGUUAAUAGUUAAUAAUGUGGUAACAGAGGAAUUUAAGAUAGAGAAAGGGACACGACAAGGCUGCCCAAUUUCCCCAUUGCUUUUAUUUCGGUCCUGGAGGUUUUGCUAAAUAUGAUUAGAAGGGACCGUCUGAUUAAAGGUAUACAGGUCGGAGCUAAACAGUACAAAUUGAAAGCUUUUGCAGAUGAUUUGGUAUUGACGUUACAGGAGCCAGAAUCUAGUACUAAAAGAGUAUUAGAAUUGAUUCAGGAAUUUGGUCAUGUGGCAGGAUUUAAGUUGAACAAGUUAAAAACUAAGGUGCUUGAGAAAAAUCUAACACCGAUCGAGAAAGAGAGGUUUCAGAAGGAGACAGGUUUAACAUUGGUUAAGAAAGUUAAAUACUUGGGGGUUAAUAUGACUGCUAAGAAUUUAAACCUAUUUAAAGACAAUUAUGAGAAAUGUUGGUUAGAAGUGAAAAAGGAUUUAGAGAUAUGGUCAAACUUGAAGCUUUCCUUGUUAGGCCGAAUUGCUGUUAUAAAGAUGAAUGUAUUGCCAAGAAUGUUAUUUCUCUUUCAAUCAUUGCAAAUUGUGGACAAAAUGGACUGUUUCAAGAAGUGGCAGAGAGAUAUUUCAAAAUUUGUCUGGCAGGGCAAAAAGCCUAGAAUAAAAUUCAAAAUACUAACUGACGCAAAGGAUAGAGGUGGAUUUGCCCUGCCAGACCUCAGACUCUAUUAUGAAUCAGCAGCAUUCUGCUGGUUGAAAGAAUGGCUGCUUCUUGAAAACACAGACAUUUUGGAUUUAGAAGGUUUCAACAAUGUUUUUGGGUGGCAUGCAUAUUUGUGGUAUGACAAGGUUAAAGCACAUAAAGCAUUUAAAAACCAUAUUGUCAGAAAAGCAUUGUUAAAUGUCUGGAUAAGAUACAAGGACUUAUUGGAAAACAAAACCCCUAGGUGGUUGUCACCGAUGGAAGCAAAGGCUCAGAAAAGGCUCAAUAUGGAGGCCAAAUGGCCGAAAUAUUGGGAAAUCUUGGAACAAGAUGGAGAUAGAUUGAAACUGCAGAGUUUUGAAAAACUAAAAAACAAAGUGCGAGACUGGCUUCAUUAUUAUCAGAUAAUGGAGGCAUACAAUUUGGACAAGAAAAUUGGCUUCCAGGUGGAAAAAUCAAAACUAGAAACAGAACUGUUAGAACCCAAAACUAAGAAUUUGUCAAGAAUGUAUAACUUGCUGUUGAAAUGGAAUACUCAGGAUGAAACGGUGAAAUCUGCUAUGAUUAAAUGGGCACAAGAUGUUGGACAUAAUAUUAUGUUUGCUGACUGGGAACAGUUAUGGACCACAGGUAUGAAGUUUACGGCAUGUAAUGCCCUAAGAGAGAAUAUUAUGAAAAUGAUAUACAGGUGGUACAUGACCCCAGUCAAGCUUGCAAAAAUCUACCAUUUGCCCGAUAAUAAAUGUUGGAAAUGUAAAGAAACUGAAGGUACAUUCUUUCACCUUUGGUGGACGUGCCCAAGGAUUAAGGCUUUCUGGGAGAUGAUAUAUAAUGAACUGAAAAAGGUAUUUAAAUAUACCUUCUUGAAGAAACCAGAGGCCUUUCUCCUGGGCAUAGUCGGUCAAUUGGUGCCAAAGAAGGACAGAACUUUUUUUAUGUAUGCCACAACAGCAGCAAGAAUACUUAUCGCAAAGUAUUGGAAGACACAAGAUUUACCCACUCUGGAAGAAUGGCAGAUGAAAAUGAUGGACUACAUGGAAUUGGCGGAAAUGACUGGCAGAAUCCGAGACCAGGGAGAAGAGUCGGUGGAAGAAGAUUGGAAGAAAUUUAAAGACUAUUUACAGAAAUAUUGUAAAAUUAAUGAAUUUUAGAAUGAUGUUGGAUUGAAGUUAAGUGGUUUCUAGCUGUAAUGGUAUAAAAGAAUAUGGAAAAAUUGGAUUUUCAAUACGUAAAAAUUUAAUGCCAUAAUAUAUUAAGAUUAAAGAUCAGGAUAAAAUAAGGAGGGAAAGGAAUUGCUGAACUAAUAAAUUGAACUGGAAUACAAAAAAGGGAGGCAUGAGGAGGUCCGGGAAACAAGUAAAUGAAAGAUAUGUGAUGAAAAGAUGGAACUGUUUUUAAUUGUGUGGGGUUUUUUUUGUAUUUUGGAUUUUUCUUUUCUUUAUUUUUUUUUGUUCUUAUCUAUGUAAUAUUUUUUUGAAACCUCAAUAAAUAUCUUUAAAAAAAAAAAUCAUCGGGUGGAGGGGAAAUGUGUAGAGAAAUUGGAACGGAAGCUGAAUAAGCUAAGGCUGUCAGAUAGAUAGAUAGAGAGAGAGAGAGAGAGAGAGAGAGAGAGAUGAUAGAUGAUAGAUAGAUAGAUAGAUAGAUAGAUAGAUAGAUAGAUACAUCAGGACCAGGGAGUCCCCCCCACCUGCCCCCCCACAACCAGACUUCUGUCUUGUCAGGAUUCAACCUCAGUUCUGCUGCCUUCUCCUCCUCCCUCCUUCCAGGAACUGCAUUUCAAGAACCGCUACUGGCACGAGAACUGCUUCCACUGCUUUAAGUGCUCUGUGUCUCUGGUCAAUGAGCCCUUCAUGCUGAAGGAGCACAACAAAGUGUGGUGCAACAAGUGCACUAUGGAUCAGGCCCCCCACUGCAAGGGCUGCCAGAAGCCCAUCGUGGCAGGUAGGACUCGUCUCGGCUGCCUUGCAACCCUUUGCUUCUUGCGCCCCUCGAUCAUGGAGCAUUGCCCUGGGACGGCCAGCAGGCUUACGGAACAUUUCUCUUACCAAGAUACUUACAUAACAUGAAUUCAUUUUUAACUUUGCGCACAAAACCAGGGCUGUCUUGAGUAUGAGCACUGCUGGGAUGCAAAGACCCACCCAGCGACCCCGUAAUAAUAAUAAUAAUAAUAAUAAUAAUAAUAAUAAUAAUAAUUAUUAUUAUUAUUAUUAUUAUUUAUUUCUACCCCGCCCAUCUGGCUGAUUUCCCCCAGCCACCCUGGGUGGCUCCCAAUCAAGUGUAAAAAAACAAUACAGCAUUAACAGGGCUGCCUUCAGAUGUCUUUUAAAAAUAGGAUAGCUGCUACUUUCCUUGACAUCUGAUGGGAGGGUGUUCCACAGGGUGGGCGCCAAUACCGAGAAGCCCUCUGCCUGGUUCCCUGUAACCUCACUUCUCGCAAUGAGGGAACCACCAGAAGUCCUUCAUGGUGGAGACACUCCUUUGGGUAUACAGGACUGAGGCCGUUUAGGGCUUUAAAGGUCAGCUCCAACACUUUGAUUUGUGCUCAGAAACGUCCUGGGAGCCAAUGCAGAUCUCUCAGGACCGGUGUUAUGUGGUCCUGGCAGCCUCUCCCAGUCCCCAGUGUAGAUGCCGCAUUCUGGAUUAGUUGUAGUUUCCGGGUCACCUUCAAAGGUAGCCCCACGUAGAGUGCAUUGCAGUAGUCCAAGCGGGAGAUAACUAGAGCAUGCACCACUCUGGCGACACAGUCUGUGGGCAGGUAGGGUCUCAGCCUGCGUACCAGAUGGAGCUGGUAGACAGCUGCCCCGGACACAGAAUUGACCUGCGCCUCCAUGGACAGCUGCGAGUCCAAAAUGACUCCCAGGCUGCGCACCUGGUCCUUCAGGGGCACAGUUACCCCAUUCAGGACCAGGGAGUCCUCCACACCAGCCCACCCCCUGUCCCCCAACAACAGUACUCCUGUCUUGUCAGGAUUCAACCUCAAUCCAUUAGCCGCCUUCCAUCCUCCAACUGCCUCCAGGCACUCACACAGGACCUUCACUGCUUUCACUGGUUCCAAUUUAAAAGAGAGGUAGAGCUGGGUAUCAUCCGCAUAUUGAUGGACACCCAGCCCCAGCCCCCUGAUGAUCUCUCCCAGCGGCUGCAUGUAGAUGUUAAAAAGCAGAGGACAGAACCCUGAGGCACCCCACAAAUGAGGGCCCUGGGAUCUGAACACUCAUCCCCCAUCACAACUUUCUGGACAAAAGUUAGUUUAGCCCUUCACACAUGCACCACUGGGGUGCAAAAACCCGCCCAGCGCCCCCAAAAUUUAGUUAAUUUUGCACGCACGGCACCACGGAGAAUGGCAAGUGCCACCGUAGAGUCGGACAAGCGCCACCAUUGUGAAUGACAAGCACCACAGCUUUGGUAAAUGAGCACACAAAAUCGAAAGUCCUCGAGUGAAACAGUAGAUCUACAUUUUGGGAAUACCUAGGUAUAGAUGUCUUUUGUUUUUCUAGCUCUGGCAUAGGCAAGCUCGGCUCUCCAGAUGUUUGGGGACUACAACUCCCAUCAUCCCUGUCCACUGGUCCUGUUAGCUAGGGAUGAUGGGAGUUGUAGUCCCCAAACAGCUGGAGGACCGAGUUUGCCAACACCUGUUCUAGCUUUAUUAAAAAUUAUCGUAUUUCCCCGUUUAUAGGACUAGGUUCCCCCCCUAAAAAAUAAUGUCAAAAAUGAGACGGCAUCUUAUACACGGAUCCAUCUCACCCCCCUCGUUUUCUUCAAUCUGAGUCCUCCCAAAUAGAGGGCAUCUUAUGCAUGGGGCCGUCUUAUAGACGGGGAAAUACAGCAGCUCUUAACAAAGCCAGAUGGCAAGAACCAUAUAAUCAAAACCAGAAAUCAGGUAGCUAUUGUGGAAAUAGGUAUUCUUCAUUGUCUGUUGGAAUAGAGUUUUCGGUGGGUAUUUAAAAGUGGAAACAGAGGGUUCCCACUGAAUCUCUGGUAGCAGAAUAUUCUGCAAUAAUGGUUUGUUUCCUUUUCAUUGUCAAAUGAACAUUCAGGCAUCAUUGCUUGCAGAAAGCAGAGUUGUGAACUGUUGCUCGGCUUUCUGAUUCACAUGGGAUUUAUGACCUGGAGGAGCACACAAGCAUUUUUCCAACCCCACCACACAAUAUUCAGUGUAAUAUAGUCCAAGAGAUUUAUUAUUAUUAUUAUUAAUUUUCAUCAUUAUUUCAUUUCAUUCUUAUGCAGAAUCUGCAGUGUCAGUUAUGACAUUGAUAAAAUCCCCAUUUCCUCUUUCAUUCUGUUUCUGUGACUUUCCUCCGCCACAACACGAGAGUCUUUCAUAUAUUUUGAACUUGUCAUUGUAUGUGUGUGUGUCAAGCUUUUUUGAGGGAGGAGGAAAGCCCCAUUAAAAGGGGGCGGUUUAAAGUCACUCAGAAAAAGAUCGCUAUGGAUCAAAACAGCAGCACAGAGAAAACUCCGUCUUCCCUUCCAGAGAUCGUACAACAACGGAGGGCGGGGUGAGGGGGCAUGGCAGGAGUCAGUUUCAGCAAUGAGCCAGACAUCAACCGCUAUCUACCAAAACCUCAUGGGGAUCUACCAGUAGAUCACAAUCGACCUGUUGGACAUCCCUGCCCUAUCCCUAUCUCCUAUCCCUAACCCCUAUUCCUAUCUGUAACUCCUAUCUAUAACCCCUAUCCCUAUCCCCUAGUUUUUUGUGUUUUUAAUAUUCAAUUGGGAGCUGCCCAGAGUGACUGGGGAAACCCAGCCAGAUGGGCGGGGUAUAAGUAAUAAAUUAUUAUUAUUAUUAUUAUUAUUAUUAUUAUUAUUAUUAUUGCUGUCAGCUUGCCUUUCUUGAAUCACAAUUUUCUCAGCGCUAUGAAUUGCAUCAAUCUGGCAGCGAGCACCACCUCCUUCCCUCCCUCUCUUUGCAGGUGACCAGAAUGUGGAAUACAAGAAGACUGCCUGGCACAAGGAGUGCUUCACCUGCAGCCAGUGCAGGCAGGUGAUUGGCACCGCCAGCUUCUUCCCCAAGGGUGAUGAGAUUUAUUGCACCUCCUGCCAUGAGCAGAAAUUCGCCAAGACAUGCAUAAAGUGUAAGCAGGUAAGUUGGGCCGACCCCCCCCCCUCGCUUACCUGGAUCCCAUUCGGAUCCUGGCUUUCCUCCAAAGGGCUUAGAGCUGUGUUCAUUAUCAAAGUUUCCUCUGCUGGUUCAGAAGGAGGAAGAUGUGCCCACUCUCCUUUCGGCGCGGCCUAUCUUGGUGCAGUUCUUGAACGGAGGACAUAUGGUGGAGAUAAGGUCAGGGUCAAGGGACCCUGGAUGGUUCAGUCCAGUCCAAGGCGGCGAUGGGGUUGUGGCGCUCAUGGGGUUAGGGAUGUUGGGAUACUGCCAGGGAGACAAAGGCCAUCAUGCCUCCACUUCGUCUCAGGACGAUCCAUCAAUCUCCCGUAGAUACAGUAUCAGUCAAUUAGCGACACGAGCCUCGGAAAUAGCUGUCCACAUCUCAGGACUCAUGCACGCCCUUUUUGCAGAGUUCGCACACCGAAAGAUGCACUCAGGAGAGCAGCAUAUUUACAGCUUUAUUCAUCGGUGGUCAGAACAAAGGAAAAAACAUGACUGCCUGCCUGCUUGUCGAGGCACAGAGAGAGAACAAAAGCUAUAUACAAAACAGAGACUUCCUGUGAGCAGGAAAUACGCAGGCUGUGACUCACAACAGCCUGUCCCUUUUUUAAGGUGGAACGGAAAUAUCCUAACAAGGGAUAGGGCAGGCAUGUCCAACAGGUAGAUCGUGAUCACUGCCAGUUUUUAACUCUGUGAGUAGAUCGCAGUCUCUUGGGAGCUGGCCACCCCUGGGAUAGGGGAUGGGAAUAGGGGUGAUAGAUAGGGAUAGGGAUAGGAAUGAAUAGGUGAUAGGGAUAGGGAUAGGGAUAGGGGUUAGGGGUUAGGAAUAGGAAUAGGGGCUAGAGAUAGGAGUUAGGGAUAGGGAUAGGGAUAGGGGAUAGGGAUACGGCAGGGGUCAGCAAACAUUUUCAGCAGGGGACUGGUCCACUGUCCCUCAGACCUUGUGGGGGGCCGGACUAGAUUUUGAGAGGGGGGAAAUCAAUGAAUUCCUAUGCCCCACAAAUAACCCAGAGAUAUGUUUUAAAUAAAAGCACACAUUCUACUCAUGUCAAAACACGCUGAUUCCUGGACCGUCCGCCAGCCGGAUUUAGAAGGCAAUGGGGCCUUAGUUUGCUUACCCAUAGGAUAGGGGAAAGGGAUAGGGCAGGCAUGUCCAAAAUUCCAUUUUGGGGGCCUAAUCUGACCAGCCGGUCAAUUUAAUCUGGCCCGCAUGGCAGUAUAUGUCCUGGGGUAAAAUCCAAAAAAAACCUCAGCAACUUCAAUCCUAAAAAAAAUUCGUGAUUUAAAUCAUGACUGACUAGUAAUUUAAAUCACUAGUCAGUCAGACUUUAUUUAAAUCCUUUUUUUACAUAAAGGUUUGACCUUGCUGGCAUCCUCUUAAUAUUUACAAGCGAAGGAAAGUUUCCUUUUUGGAAUAAUAAAUUUUCAGAGUAGUUUUGACAGUUAAAUAAAAAAUGACUGAUUGGGGGGGGGCUGCUAGGGGCGCCUUGGAAGAUGGCCGACAAUACCAUCUCUCCGGCUCACACGGGGUAAUUUAGGGGCUGAUUAUGGGAGUACAAGAUGCAGCCUCGUCCGCGGCUGCCCGUAAAUCACCCCUGAGUUCGAAAGAAGGAGGGGGUGGGGCACUGGACGGAAAGCCCUCGAGUGAGCUCCGGAUCUCCCUGACGCUACUUCUGAGAGCGACGCUAGUUGCAUUACUUAAGAUUAACGAUUGGAUAUAAAAAGUAAAUGCACAUGUUUCGAGCGAAGGAAAGGAUAUUUUAACUGCUAAUUAAGCUAGCCACUGAGAAGUUAAAAGCGACGGAAAUGAACUGAACAGAAGAUUACCUCUAAGAAUUACAGCUAUGUCGGUAUGUGGAAACGGAACGGAAAGGAGGGGGAAGCUUCUUCUUUUAUUUACGAUACUGCCUAACAACCCCUCCCCUAGAAGAACCGUCACAUGACUGAUAGCAAGUGAGAUUGGAAAACAACUGUGUGGAAUAGACUGUGUGGAAACAAAAAUAUUAACUAAAGGCUUUGCUUUUUGGAAGAUAUGGAAAGAAAAUGAAAGGCUCUCUGAUGACACACUUAAUCGGGAUCCACAAUUAUGAGACCGACUAAGUUGCGAGAUUGAUAGUCAGAGGGGGAGGUGAGCCAUUGCUUUGUUAUCAUGUUUGGAUUGUGUCUUUGAGUCGACAAACCCUCCCCUGGAAAGACUGAUUUAUGGUGCAAUUGGUCUGGGAAAAAUAAUGAGCAGACACUUAAGACUUUAUUACAUCGGAACAGACUAAAAUGGCGCCUGCCACUCGAACAGGACUGUUGGAUCAGCGUGUGGUGAUUUAAGGAGAGCCUUACAAAGUUCACACAGAAAUAUAACAAUGUUUGGUUUAACUCGCCUGUGAAAACAACUCAGAGGCUAUUAAGAAGAAAAAUGAUAACAACAAGAAGACUGGAAGAUGGGAUUUGUGAAUAUCAAAAGCAGCAGAAAUAUGAGAUGAUUGGAUCCUUACUGAGCUCGAAACAUGGGAACCCCCAACAAAAAAUUUAAAAUUUGGCAAAAUAUUCGGAUUAUGUAAUAUGUAUUGGUAUAAUGUGGAAUAAUUAAUGUGAUAUGAUUGGAUUGUUAAAUGGAAAACUUAAUAAAAUUAUUAUUUAAAAAAUGACUGAUUUGGUUCUACUAUUAGAAAUACAUUGACAGAUAAUGAUGAAAUGAUGAUGAGUUAACUGUUUCUAUUUGGACAGUUUUUCUGCUGUACUUGAUUGGAAGGAGAAAAAGAAUCAUUUCCUUCAUAACAAUGUAAACAAUUUAUUUCACUAAAACAAUAACAUGAUAGUAUAUGGAUCCACGUUUGUUAACUGAUGCGGUUAAACGAUUUAAACAACAACAACAAACCUUAGACUGAGUUUUAGCACUUAAAAACAAAUCCUGAUGUAUAGCUUUUGGACUAUAAUGUAACUUAAACAGAAAAGUAUAUUUAGAAAGAUUUUUCCUCCCAAAAAUUUUAUUUUUAAAAUCCCAAUUUGAAUUAAAAAAAUAAAUAAAUCCCAUUUAAAUCAAAAUAAAGACUUGGUGGGGUUUUUAAAGUCAUAAUUUGAAAAAAUUGUAAUAAUAAUUCAUAAAGGAAACAGUUUAUAAGAAGGAAAUAAGGAGGCCAUGCACAGCAUAAAGGAAGUCUUUUAUUUUGUCGUUUCUUUUAUGUUAUGUUCAUGUCUAAUGGUGGUGGAUUUGUUGAUUUGAGUUGUGGUGGAUUUAUGUUGUAAAUCAUGGGUAGGCAAACUAAGGACUGGGACCCAGAUCCGGCCCCAUUACCUUCUAAAUCUGGCCCGUGGGCGGUCUGGGAAUCAGUGUGUUUUUACAUGAGUAGAAUGUGUGCUUUGAUUUGAAAUGCAUCUCUGGGUUAUUUGUGGGGAAUAGGAAUUCGUUCAUUUCCCCCCAAAAAAUAUAGUCUGGCCCCCCACAAGGUCUGAGGGACAGUGGACCGGCCCACUGCCAAAAAAGUUUUUCGACCCCUGUUGUACAGUGGUACCUUGGUUUACAACCAUAAUCCAUUCCGGAGGUCCAUUCGUAAACCAAAACAGGUUGUCACCCAAGGCGCCCUUUCGUCAAUGGGGCCUCCCAAAAAAUUUUGUUCGUAAUCCAAAAAAGGGGUUGUCAUCCAAAAAAGGUUGUGAACCGGGACACGCCCUUCCGGGUUGGACGUGUUUGUAAUCCAAAACAUAUGCAAACCAAGACGUAUGCAAACCACUGUAAAUAAAAUUUAAAUUGAAUGAAAAUUUUAAAUACAAAUGGUUGUCAAAUAAAUUCAAAUUUAUCCCCCCCCCAAAAAAAAUAAUCUGAUUUAUUUAUUUAUUUUUAAAUCAUUGAUUUUUAUACACCCUGCUUUAAACAGAAGAGAGAAAGCUUCCACAGGUGACACAGGGUUUCGGGGCAGCUGGGACGAAUGGUUCCCCAGGAGUCCAAGCAGCGCUUGACCUCUGACUUCCUUCCCCAGGCCAUCACCUGCGGAGGGGUCGCCUACCAGGAGCAGCCAUACCACUCUGAGUGCUUUGUGUGCGCCACCUGCUCCAAGAAACUGGGAGGGCAACGCUUCACAGCUGUGGAGGAUCAAUUCUACUGCGUCGAUUGCUACAAGUCCUUUGUGGCCAAGAAAUGCAGUGGUUGCAAGAACUCAAUCACAGGUGGGUUAGUGAUGGGUCGGGGGUGAGUGCCUGGAGGCGGUUGGAGGACGGGUGGCGGUUAACAGGUUGAGGUCGGAUCCUGGCAAGGCAGAAGUCUGGUUGUGGGUGGGCCCCCUGGCCAUGAACGGGGCAACUGUUCCUCUGAAGGACCAGCUCCUCAGCCUAUUUUGGACUCAUGGGGGUGCAGGUCCGUUCUGUGUCCAGGGCAGCUCCAUCUGGGAUGCAGGAUGAGACCCCACCUGCCCAGAGUGGCACCUGCUCUGGUGAUCUCCUGCUUGGACUACUGCAGUGGUGGUCCAACUCGGCCCUCCAGCUGUUUUGGGACCACAACGCCCACCACCCCUGACCACUGGUCCUGUUAGCUAGGGGUGAUGGGAGUUGUAGUCCCAAAACAGCUGGGGGGCCAAGUUUGCCUAUUCCUGAAUGAAGUGACCUGUGUGCUUCCUUCUCCUUCCUUUUUAACCCUUCCCUCCCUGCUCCUCCUCUGAACCGGCAGGUUUCGGGAAAGGCACCAACGUGGUCAGCCAUGAAGGCCACUCCUGGCACGACUACUGUUUCAACUGUAAGAAGUGCUCCAUCCCGCUGGCCAACAAGCCCUUCGUCUUCCACAGCGAGCAAGUCUACUGCCCCACCUGCGCCAAGAAGCUGUAAGGGG
Molecule: messenger RNA, 35725 nt
Organism: Podarcis lilfordi (Lilford's wall lizard)
Lineage: Eukaryota; Metazoa; Chordata; Lepidosauria; Squamata; Lacertidae
Source: the annotation of a GenBank genome assembly